AUGCACAUCUCCAAUUCUAUGCUUUUGAUGACAGCCUUGACCGCUGGGUCGGCCAUCGCUCGUCUUCACGGCCAUGACCGCCGCCACGCCCACCCCAAGGACGCCGUCGAGCUCAAUGUCGACGUUGAACAGCCUGCCGUGACUGCCGCCCCUGAGAAGCGUGGCGUUGGUGCUGAGGUCGUCGCUACCAUUGAUGGCCAGCUUGUCUCCUGGAUCAACGAGUGGUCCGGUCAGCAGUCUUCCGAGUCCUCCCCCGAGACCGAGUCCACCGCUGCUCCCACCACUACUGCCACCCCCACCGCCGCUGCCACCACCAGCGAGGCCGCAGCCGUCUCUUCCGUCAGCGCUACCCCUGUUGCCUCCAGCUCCUCCAGCUCCAGCUCCAGCAAUUGGGCUGACUACCCCGCCGACGGCGACUACACCACCACCGGAUUCGGUGCCUCCACCGCCAGCAAGCGUGUCGGCUCCCUCGACUGGGACUACAUCGGCAACGUCGGCAACCCUUGGGGUAGCAACAUCAUCCAAGUUUCCGAGGACAGCGCCAGUGGCUACAAGCACGUUCUCCGUUUCGAGAACGAUAACUCCAAGGCCUGGACUGUCGUCAUGUGGAACUCAUACGGACCCAGCGGUGGCCUGAACGGUUUCUGGAGCCCCAACAAGGCCCUCAGCUUCACCGUCGAGCCCAACGAGAGCGUCUUCGUCGCUAUCGACGAUGACUCCCAGGGUGGAUGGGGUGCCGCCGAAGGCGAGGACCUGCCCACCAACUAUGUCGGCGAGUACGCCUCCACCUGGGGAGAGUUCGACAUGAGCAACUCCCAGAACGAUGGCUACUCCGGCUGGGACGUGUCCUGCAUCAUUGCCGAGCUCGCCAACAUGGACAUCGCCGGUAUGCAAAUCUGCAACCACGCCGGUGAGAAGUGCUCCUCCAUCACCAAGGGCGCCGGCGCCACCGUCAACGCCUACACCUCCGCCGACCAGGGCAAGAACGACAAGGCUGUUGCGCAAUCCGCCGGCCCUGUCCGUCUCGUUGUCAACCUCGGCUGGUCUUCUUAG
Messenger RNA from Penicillium soppii, 1053 nucleotides. RefSeq names its product allergen Asp F4 (gene aspf4). Gene Ontology annotation, cellular component: extracellular region. Bases 1 to 1053 code for a protein of 350 amino acids. The transcript has a single exon. NCBI's taxonomy places the organism in Eukaryota, Fungi, Ascomycota, Eurotiomycetes, Eurotiales, Aspergillaceae. The record is from RefSeq and is a predicted model, not a curated record. Gene Ontology annotation, molecular function: IgE binding.